GUAUGUGGCAGUCUUGCAACGGAUUGGCGUCUUGUCCAGGGUGUGCCAUUCGCAGCUUUGAGCCCACUGAUUCUGGGAUAGGUGCUGGACCGCUGCAACCCUGACCAGCCAGAACAAGCCGUUAAAGAAAGCGAGAGACAUUUUAGCCAAAACUGAGCCAGGGAGCAGCUGUUUAUUUGUUCCAGGCAAUAAAUCCUUUAAUUUAAAAUAUUUUUCUAUCAGAAUGAGUUGCAUGCAGAGGUCACUUCUAGGUUUUCAUGUUGAUGCCAAUGGGCGAGAGGUGACGUCACAGGGAAGAAAGUUGUUCGUAUCACGAAUGGGAAUGCAUGGAUGACGUCACAGGAAAGAAUCGGGGAGUGCUCCUAAAAUUUCGAAACAACUUGUUUUAGGAGCACUGAAGCCGCAGUGCAGUUACUGUGAAAAGUGCAAUUUAAUAUCUCCCCCCGCUCCGCCACACAGCUGUUUUUUCACAAACUUAGAACACAGCAGCUCCCCCGAGGCACUCCAUGACGACUUUAUUGGCGAGAAGGGAAUGUUAUGUAAGAGGCAUUCAUUGCGCACCCAACCUGCCCUGGAGCAUCAGCCCGCCGCACCGCAGCGACAACCGGACGCGGCUUCCUGCCACUUUUAAAGAAUGAAUCGAGUGGAAGAGUGGCGCACGAGCCGGGCGCUGCGCGUGUACCCACAAUGCAAAGCAGUCCGGAGGAAGAGAAGGGAAAACACGGCAGCGUGACUGGAACGGGCAGAGCGAGCAGGCUCGAGGCGCUCGCAGUCGCACACCGAGCGCCAUUAACGGCACCUUUCCAGCGACAUCACCAGCAGCUCAGCUGUGGGUCAAAGCGAACUUAGCCCAACUUUCCUGCCGCGGUGCGCAGUAGUAGAACUCGGCGGGAUUCGGAAUCGGAGGAGUCGCGCGGCGCUCAGCUAGCAGUAGCUAAGCUAAGGCUAAAUGCCUGGCAGUAGUGGCUUCUGCUCUCCAUCCAUGUUGGAGCGCCUUCCGGCGGCGGCAGUGCCAUGAAUAGCGGGCUCCCACCUCCAGCCGCUCCGCCCGGGGUGGUCAAGGUGAAGUUCUGCCGCUACUACGCCAAAGACAAGACGUGUUUCUAUGGAGAAGAGUGCCAGUUCCUGCACGAAGACCCGGUCACGGUGUCGACGUCCGGCGUCGCGAGCAGCUUGUCCACCACCACCACCAUGCAGCACGGCGGCGGCGGCGGCAGCAGCCCGGUCCCCCUCUCCUCCCUGCCCGCUGCUGGAGCGGUGACGGCGGCGACGGGAUCGUUCUCCCUCGGCGGAACCGCGGCGCCGGCCUGUCCGGGCGGCGGAGGGACCGGAGGAGGUGUGUCGUCGAAGAAGAGCGACCCGCCGGCGGCAGGCGCUGCUCUGGAUGGGCAGCUGCUGAGCAUCCCUGGGUUAGAAGGUGGGCCCCUGACUGAUACCAGCCUGACCAACUCCUACUUCAGCAGCAGCUUCAUUGGGGUCAAUGGAUUUGGGAGCCCUUCAGAGCCCAAAUUCUCCAUGAUACAGAGAAUGACCAGCAGCAGCAGCUCACCAAGCCUCUUGAAUGACAGUGCCAAGAACUUCACACAGGAUCCAGUGAAUUCAUCAGCUUCUUCUCUUUUCGGUCACUUCUCUGGUCUGAGUCUGUCGCAAAGGAGAAAGGCUCCGAAUCCUACAGCGAGUGAGUUCAUACCAAAGGGGGCUACAGGACCUCGAGUGGCUUCCAUGUCUCAGUCCAGCAUGCCAGGCUUCUCCUCUCCAUUAUUUUCCCAGCAGGCCUUGGGCAGUACAGCUGCUGUUACAUUGGCGCCAGGCACGUCCCUGUCUGCCGGGUCGUCACCUCUCCACUCGCCAAAAAUCACACCCCACACCUCCCCUACUGCUCGUCGUCGCAGCCACACCCCCAGCCCUUACCCUGGUGCUGCCAGCUACGCUCACCUGGGCAACCCAGGAGCCUCAGGACACAUCAUCCAGAAGGAGACAGUGGGUGGGACCACCUACUUCUACACAGACAGUACCCUGUCUCCCAUGACAGGACUGGUGUUUCCCACCUUCCACAUCUACCCGCCGACGGCACCGCACGUGGCCUACAUGCAGCCGAAAGCCAAUGCCCCGUCCUUCUUCAUGGCCGAUGAGCUACGUCAGGAACUAAUCAACAGGCAUCUGAUGACAAUGGCACAGAUCGAUCAGUCGGAAAACCCAGGUUUCCCCACUGAAGUGGACAACUACCACAGCCUCUUUCCCCUGGAGCCUCUCCCCCCACCCAACCGGAUGCAGAAAAACUGCAACUUCAGUUACAUCACUUCCUGCUACAAAGCUGUCAACAGCAAAGAUGACCUGCCCUACUGCCUAAGGAGAAUACAUGGUUUCAGGCUGGUGAACACCAAGUGCAUGAUGCUGGUGGAUAUGUGGAAGAAGAUCCAGCACUCAAACUGUGUCACGCUCAGAGAGGUCUUCACCACCAAGGCCUUUGGGGACCACUCACUGGUGUUUUCCUACGACUUCCACGCAGGGGCUGAAACCAUGUUUAGCCGACAUUUCAAUGAUUCUACGGCAGACUCUUACUUCCCCAAGAGGAAAUGGGUGGGCCAGCACGAGCCCCCACCUCCCCGGCAGCAUGCUGGCCUGCUUCCCGAGUCUCUGAUCUGGGCUUACAUUGUCCAGCUGAGCUCUGCACUGCGGACCAUCCAUACCGCUGGUCUGGCCUGUCGGGUCAUGGACCCCACGAAGAUCCUCAUCACUGGCAAGACCAGGUUGCGAGUGAACUGCGUUGGGGUGUUUGACAUCUUAACGUUUGACAGCAGCCAGACGAACCCGUUGGCCCUGAUGCCUCAGUUCCAGCAAGCAGACCUCAUUUCACUGGGCAAGGUGGUUCUGGCCCUGGCCUGUAACUCUCUGGCGGGAGUUCAGCGGGAGAACCUCCAGAAGGCCAUGGAGCUGGUGUCCAUCAAUUACUCGUCGGAUCUCAAGAACCUCAUCCUGUACCUCCUGACAGAUCAGUCUCGGAUGCGGAGUGUCAAUGACAUCAUGCCUAUGAUUGGAGCUCGCUUCUACACCCAGUUGGAUGCUUCCCAAAUGAGGAAUGACGUCAUUGAGGAAGACCUUGCCAAGGAGGUGCAAAACGGGCGUCUUUUCCGGCUUCUGGCCAAACUGGGGACCAUCAAUGAGAGGCCAGAGUUUCAGAAGGACCCCACCUGGUCAGAAACUGGAGACCGCUACCUUCUGAAGCUCUUCAGAGACCACCUGUUCCAUCAGGUCUCUGAGACGGGCUCUCCCUGGAUAGACCUGAGCCACAUCGUUUCUUGUCUCAACAAGCUGGAUGCUGGGGUCCCAGAGAAGAUCAGCCUGGUGUCACGGGAUGAGAAGAGCAUCCUGGUGGUCACCUACUCGGACCUGAAGCGCUGCUUCGACAGCACUUUCCAGGAGCUACUUGCUGCCGCCAACGGUCAGCUGUAGCCUCGGGUGAGGCCUUGGUGCCAUUCGGCCCAGGGCUCAUUCAUGACUGAACCUGAGCAAAUUGCACUACGACAGAGGCGUGACCUCACUUCGGCAGGCGUCUGGAGGAAUGUGGCUUCACCUCAGUCUGGUACACUGGUCCCUCCGGAAGAAACUUCUGCAGCUUGUCUUUUUGGUUUCAUAAUUCUCACCCACGGCUGCAAUGAUGGACCCUGUGAGAAGCUGUGAGGAGUUUUUUUUU
Molecule: messenger RNA, 3694 nt
Organism: Scleropages formosus (Asian bonytongue)
Lineage: Eukaryota; Metazoa; Chordata; Actinopteri; Osteoglossiformes; Osteoglossidae
Gene: pan3
Product: poly(A) specific ribonuclease subunit PAN3
Exons: 18
Coding region: 1015-3453 (812 amino acids)
Biological process (GO): nuclear-transcribed mRNA poly(A) tail shortening; mRNA processing
Cellular component (GO): PAN complex; P-body
Molecular function (GO): poly(A) binding; metal ion binding
Source: RefSeq, a predicted model, not a curated record